Molecule: messenger RNA, 757 nt
Organism: Helianthus annuus (common sunflower)
Lineage: Eukaryota; Viridiplantae; Streptophyta; Magnoliopsida; Asterales; Asteraceae
Product: miraculin
Exons: 1
Coding region: 32-634 (200 amino acids)
Molecular function (GO): endopeptidase inhibitor activity
Source: RefSeq, a predicted model, not a curated record
UCAACCUCUCCGAGUUGUAACAUCCAUAAAAAUGAAGAUAUCUUUCUUUCUUUUCAUCCUACUCUCCACACUCUCACUUUCUUCAGCCCAAUCUCCAUCCGCUGUCCUUGACAUCAACCGAAACUUCCUUCGAUCAUAUCAAAGCUACUAUAUCUUGCCCGUUUUUCGCGGAAGGGGAGGUGGCAUAACCCUAACCCCCACAACGAGCAACCAAACAUGCCCACUUGAUGUGGCCCAAGAAAACAAUGAACUGAGAAACGGGUUACCGUUGACUUUCGUACCAGCCAUCGGUAACAGAGACGGCAUCAUUCGUGAAUCCACUGAUCUUAACAUUAAGUUUUCGGGUGGUACAACUUGCGGCCAGCCUGCGGUUUGGAGGCUUGAGGUUGUGAACGGGCAACGGGUGGUGUCGAGCCGUGGGAGCGUAGGGAAUCCUGGCUUGGAAACCAUAAGCAACUGGUUCAAGAUAGUAAAGUAUGGUGGCAUUGGUUAUAAGCUUGUUUUCUGCCCUGGGGUGUGCAACACUUGCAAGCCAUUUUGUGGUGAUAUAGGUUCUAGGAUCGCUAAAAAUGGACGUAGAAGUCUGGUUGUGAGUAACGAUCAGCCUCUUGUGGUCAUGUUCAAGAGGGUGUGAUGACUACAUGCCCCAUCAUGAAUGGUUAAAAUACCUGUUUUUUCUUAAGUACAUGUAAUAAUGACAGGUCUCUUGUGUCCUAAAUGUUAUAAAAAGAUCAAUAAAACAUAACUAUAUUAUACA